UGCAAAGAAGUUGGUAAAUUGUCAAAUGCUGCCGCUAUUGCUGCAUUUGGUGCUGCUUUAGAUGCAAAAAAAAAAAUGAUUGAGAAUGUGGAGAAGGGGUUAAGGAAUGGGAAAAGAGGGGAGGCGAGUGAUGCUGUUGGCGUUGUUGGUAGUGCUGGUGAUGUUGGUGGUGGUGAUGGUGGUGGUGAUGUUGGUGGUGGUGAUGGUGGUGGUGGUAGUGCUGUUUUAAUGGAAAUUUUAUUUCUGAUUUAA
Messenger RNA from Enterobius vermicularis (human pinworm), 252 nucleotides. The record is from the annotation of a GenBank genome assembly. Lineage: Eukaryota; Metazoa; Nematoda; Chromadorea; Rhabditida; Oxyuridae.